AUGAAUGCGACGAAGCGGAAAUUCAACGCCCUGCUUCAGGGGAUCGGCACGCGAUCCACCGGUUCCGUUUCAUCAACUGAAAAGAGCGAUCCUACGCGCCCAUCGUCAUUAGACCUCGGCCGGGGUGCUGCGACGGCGACGACGACUACGACUCCCUCGGCGGCGAGCCUCGAGUUCCUUGCCAAGCGGCGACGCAUAGCGAAUGGCGGUGCCACGUUGCGCGAUACAACGGGCAAUGCCGCUGUAACACCAUCAAGCAGCAUCUUGCGCAAAUGGGGUACGAGCACAGCCCGCGGGAGCAUCGCUAGGCCAGAACAGACGCAGACAAACACACAUACACAGACGGCACCGCCCCAGCCACGCUACUGCCCGGGCGACCGAGAGCAGCUCCUGCGGCGCUUGGCCACGUUCCAGGAGCUGACGGACUGGACGCCCAAGCCGGACCGCAUCAAUGAGAUCGAGUGGGCGAAGCGCGGCUGGGUGUGCCAGGGCAAGGAGCGGCUGCGGUGCACGCUGUGCAGCAAGGAGCUGGUGGUGCAGCUGGGCCGCGCCAAGGGCAGUGAGGCCGACAACAGCGACAGAAGCACACCCGCGUCGAUGGAAGCAGCUGAAGCGGCUGAAGCAGCCGAGGCGGCCGUGGUCGACAAGUACGUUGACUUGGUGGUAACGGCGCACGAGGAGGACUGUCUGUGGCGCAAAAAGGGUUGCGACGACAGCUUGCUGCGGCUGCCGCUGGCCAGCCCACACCAGGCACUCGCCGACCUCCGUCAGCGCUACGACGAGCUGUCCGCCCGCAAGGACUUUCUGCCGUACGAGUUCAACCUGCGGCUGCCCGAGGGCCUCGACAUUGACGCCGUCCUGGCCACGCUCCCGCCGACCUUUUUCGACACCCCUUCCACGACGACGGCCGCGGCCGCGGCCACGCCCUCCCCCAACCGCACCGCACUCGCUCUGGCCGUCAUGGGCUGGCAGGGCCUGACCAACAGCCGCAUCGGCGCGGUGCCCAACUCGGCGUCAUGCCAUGCGUGCCUGCGUCGACUGGGCCUGUGGAUGUUCAAGAGCAAGCAGGUCGACCUUGAGACGAACACGGUGCUCGAGCCGGCGCCCAUGGACCAUCUGGACGCCGUCCGUGAACACCGCUUCUUUUGCCCGUGGAAGAACGGCGCCGUGCAGCGCAACCCGGGCGGCGCGCGGCCCAUCCGGAACGGCAAGAGCGGCGCGGGACCGACGGCUCAACCGCCGGGCUGGGAUGUUUUGGUGCAGAUGCUCAAGAACGAUGCCUAUCUGCGCAACCGCAUGGCGGCCAGGCCGACGUCAAGCCGGCUUCCGCCCACGCCGUCCAAGGACGCGGCAGGUGCACCGGGUGUGGCGCCUGUGACGCCUGGCCGCCGGCCGGCCACUGCUGGCGGCAUUGCCAAGGUCGGCAAUGCCAGCAAUGGCACACCUGGCCCGCUGCUCGGGACGACACCGGCCACGCCGGGUACGGGCAGCGGCAUAUUUGGCGACCACGAGGCACGCGAAGAGGACGAGGCAGCACGCGACGCCAAAGACAAGGAGCGGUGGGCGCGGCUGCGACGGGUCAAGAGCUUGUUCGACGCCAAGGGCACAAUGGCCAAGAAGUUGAAGCGUGCGGGCGUUGGAGGCACGGGCAGCACGAACCGGCCGAACACGGGGCACUCUCAGUCGUCGCUGCGGCCGGAAAGUCAGGGUUAA
Messenger RNA from Sporothrix brasiliensis 5110, 1713 nucleotides. Its product is annotated as c3hc zinc finger protein. The coding region runs from base 1 to 1713 and encodes 570 amino acids. Lineage: Eukaryota; Fungi; Ascomycota; Sordariomycetes; Ophiostomatales; Ophiostomataceae. The transcript has 2 exons. The record is from RefSeq and is a predicted model, not a curated record. Gene Ontology annotation, cellular component: nucleus. Gene Ontology annotation, molecular function: zinc ion binding.